UAAAAAGAGACAAAAGUGGCAAAACGUGUGGAUCUCCUCUUUCACUGUUCGGUCUUCUUCCUCUUCCUCCAAACAUGUUCAACCAAGUCUCAGCUUCACUGUUCACUCUCUCCACUCCACUUCUCUCGCUUCUUCUUCUUCUUCUUUCACCAACAGAUCCAUGUCUCUUCUGAUCAGAUCCUCCUACCUUUCCCAACCUAGAAACUCAAAACCAUCCUCUCUCGCCUCCGAUCAAACCCCGUCGAAACUAGUCUCCACAUCUUCUUUUAAUCACAACCCUCUCGUCAGAUUGGUCUCCAAACGCAACCCAACAAUGCAAAACCUCACCUUUCCUUCUCCAACGACUGUCAAGAGCUCCUUGAUCGACCCAGACGGCGGGGAACUAGUCGAACUAGUGGUACCGGAAUCCGAGACGAAGCUGAAGAAGGCGGAGUCAAUGCCGAAAGUGAAGAUGACGAAGAUCGACCUGGAGUGGGUGCACGUGAUCAGCGAAGGCUGGGCUAGUCCUUUGAAAGGGUUCAUGAGAGAAGACGAGUAUCUCCAGAGUUUGCAUUUCAACUCUCUGAGGUUGAAAGACGGGUCUCUUGUCAACAUGUCUCUCCCUAUCGUUCUCGCUAUCGAUGAUCACACCAAGGAACACGUCGGCGUGUCUAAGAACGUUGCUCUUGUUAGCCCUCAAGGAGAUAUCAUAGGUUCUCUACGCAGUGUGGAGAUAUACAAACACAACAAGGAAGAAAGGAUAGCUAGAACAUGGGGAACAACUUCUCCGGGACUGCCUUACGUCGAAGAACACAUCGCUCCCUCUGGAAACUGGUUGAUCGGUGGAGAUUUAGAAGUUUUCCAGCCGAUUAAGUACAACGAUGGGCUUGAUCACUACAGGCUAUCACCUAAACAGCUGAGGAGAGAGUUCGAUAACCGUAAAGCGGAUGCUGUGUUUGCGUUCCAGUUAAGGAACCCUGUGCACAAUGGGCAUGCGUUGCUGAUGAACGAUACACGCAAAAGGCUUUUGGAGAUGGGUUACAAGAACCCUAUUCUAUUGCUUCAUCCUUUAGGAGGUUUCACUAAAGCUGAUGAUGUUCCUCUUGAUGUUAGAAUGGAACAACAUAGCAAGGUUCUUGAAGAUGGAGUGCUUGACCCGGAGACUACUAUUGUGUCGAUAUUUCCAUCACCGAUGCACUAUGCUGGUCCAACGGAAGUUCAGUGGCACGCCAAGGCUAGGAUUAAUGCAGGUGCUAAUUUCUACAUUGUAGGACGUGAUCCCGCGGGAAUGGGACAUCCUACUGAGAAGAGAGAUCUGUAUGAUCCUGAUCAUGGGAAGAAAGUUUUGAGCAUGGCUCCUGGACUUGAGAAACUAAAUAUCCUUCCAUUUAGGGUUGCAGCUUAUGAUACAGUUGAGAAGAAGAUGGCGUUUUUCGAUCCUUCCCGGGCAAAAGAGUUUCUUUUCAUUUCUGGAACAAAGAUGAGGACGUAUGCAAGGACAGGAGAGAGUCCACCAGAUGGGUUUAUGUGUCAGAGUGGAUGGAAUGUUCUUGUCAAAUACUAUGAGAGCUUGCAAGAAAGUGAUGAAUCAUCCAAACAACAACAAGCCGUUGUUUCAGCUUAAAUAAAAAAUAUCAACCCUUUCAUAACUGAACUGGCUUUUGCUUCACCAGUUCAACCUUCAUUUUAUGCUUACAUUUUGUCUUAUUAAGGCACCAAUGUUUGCGAAGAGUAACAAUAAUCCUGAAUAAUGAUGUCCAUUGAGAAAUUUGUUAACUUGAA
This is a messenger RNA of Raphanus sativus (radish), 1761 nucleotides long. Its product is annotated as ATP sulfurylase 2. Gene Ontology annotation, molecular function: sulfate adenylyltransferase (ATP) activity; adenylylsulfate kinase activity. The record is from RefSeq and is a predicted model, not a curated record. The coding region runs from base 161 to 1603 and encodes 480 amino acids. Gene Ontology annotation, biological process: sulfate assimilation. The transcript is spliced from 5 exons. Lineage: Eukaryota; Viridiplantae; Streptophyta; Magnoliopsida; Brassicales; Brassicaceae.